GAACGAAUAUCGAAAAUAGCACCUCCUCUUGUUCAGCACCCAAAGGACGAAAGUGCGAGAUUCGUCUGUGUUGUCUAUUAUAGCUAGCUAAUUAUUACUGACUGCCCAUAUUUGUGUAGAAACGUACAGAUUUUUUUUUUUUUUUUUCGCUUGAUGUGACAAACUUAGUUAGUGUCAAACAUGCGUAAAAACCUACGCCAUCCGAACAGGGAACCGCCGAGAAAGGAAUUAUCGCCACUCAUCUGAGGCCAAACUCGCCGAUUUUGUUUUGUCAAAUAAGGAAACAAAACAAGAACCUCAGCUAGCUCGACACAUCACCACGAAAAUACCCACUACACAGGGACCUCAAAAACAUCUACAUUCGUUUUACAGUUGGAAACCAGUGUGUAGGUAUGGGGGCGUUCCUGGACAAGCCUAAGACCGAGAAGCACACGGCCCAUGGCCAGGGCAACGGGCUGCACUAUGGCCUGAGUAGCAUGCAGGGCUGGCGGGUGGAGAUGGAGGAUGCCCACACUGCCAUGGUGGGCCUUCCCCAAGGCCUCAACGACUGGUCCUUCUUCGCCGUCUAUGACGGGCACGCCGGCUCCCGCGUCGCCAACUACUGCUCUUCCCACCUGCUGGAGCACAUCCUGUUAGGGGGGGCUGAGUUCACCCCGGGUAUGGGCUCAGUGGAGGGCGUGAAAGAUGGGAUCCGCGCUGGCUUCCUGAGGAUCGACGAGUACAUGCGCAACUUCUCGGACCUGCGGCAUGGGUUGGAUCGCAGCGGCUCCACGGCAGUGGGUGUGCUGCUAAGCCCCUCCCACCUCUACUUCAUAAACUGUGGCGACUCCCGGGCCGUGCUGAGCCGAGAAGGGCGAGUUGGAUUCUCCACACAGGACCACAAGCCGUGUAACCCCAGAGAGAAGGAGCGUAUCCAGAAUGCAGGGGGGUCAGUGAUGAUCCAGAGGGUGAAUGGUUCCCUGGCUGUGUCCAGAGCCCUGGGGGAUUAUGACUACAAGUGUGUGGAUGGGAAGGGUCCCACAGAACAGCUGGUCAGCCCAGAGCCAGAGGUGUGUGUGUUGGAGCGUGCUGCCGAGGGGGAUGAGUUUGUGGUGCUGGCGUGCGAUGGGAUUUGGGAUGUGAUGUCUAACGAGGAGCUGUGCGAGUUCGUCAGGUCCCGGCUACAGGUGUUUGACGACCUGGAGAGAGUCUGCAACGCUGUGGUGGACACCUGCCUGCACAAGGGCAGUAGGGAUAACAUGAGUGUGGUGUUGGUGACUUUACCGGGAGCUCCCAAGGUGUCUGAACAAGCGCUGAAGAAAGAGGAGGAACUGGACAAAUACCUGGAGACUCGUGUAGAGGACUUGCUGGGUGGCUGUGGAGAAGAGGGGGUUCCUGACCUUGUGUCUGUUCUGAGGUACAUCGCCUCUGAGAACAUCCCCAACCUACCUCCUGGAGGAGGCCUGGCCAGCAAGCGCAGUGUGAUCGAGGCGGUGUACAGCAGGCUGAACCCACACAGAGAAGAGGAAGGGUGUGAUCUGGAGGACCACUGGUAGUCGUGGUAACGGCGACCCCCGGUCUCCUCCUGUGAUUGGUCUAGCCACCCAGAGGGGGAGUUGCCUCCUCCACACGCCCAGUGGACGACGUGCAUGUGUGUGAGGAAGAACCCACACACACACGCUCUGCUGUUACCUGGGAGGAGUGUGUUUUUGGAGGUGUUGCGCUUUUAAGGACUGAUGAAACGUCAGGAUGGUAGAAGAUGAUUUUUACCUUCCAGGUUUUCUGGUGUUUUAUUUUAUUUUUUUGAUGUUGUUGACAUUGAUCACCCGACUACACACGGACAUGAGGACCUGAGGUGUAUUUGUUUGUGUGUGUGAAAGAAAGCUUUGAGGCGGGGGACCAGGAACCAGACCGGUUCAAUCUGGCUCUUGUCUUGGACCCGAACACACACACAUCCUUCAACCUUACACACCACACCCUGCACAUGCAUGUACCACACACACACACACACACACACACACACACACACUCAGAGGAAGGUCCACGUGCUACAUGUUGAUGGUUAUCCAACCCCUCACGACCCCCUCUGCAAAACUCCACCGCUACUGGACAGUUAUUGGUUAAAACUGAUCCCACCUGACUGCCUCUGAUUGGCUCCUGCUGAUGGAUGGAGAUUUGUGAUGUUUUUUUCCCCUCUUGUUUGCUGUCAGAUAAAGGAAGGAGGGGAAAGUGGAGUGCUGAAUCCCAAACCAGUUCCUUCCCCCUCGGCCCUAGAUUUGCGCGUUUGUGCCAGCUAUGUGCACACGUUUCCCAAAGCUGAGGGAGUGAAAAUAUUGUGGGAUUAGGGGCUAAUUCGACCCUGUUACACCUUGAUACUUCACAGAAAACUAGUAUACCGACACCCAACACAACAUGUUUUGGAGUUUGUGUAAGCUCAUAAUUAGGCACGCAUUUUCACAAUUUGUCACACAUAUUUGUUGUUCUGACAUAAUGAAUUAUAAUUCCUUCCAAAUGAAAUGUUCAAUUUAUUACGAUUUACACUAUAUAUUGAAACAAUGGGACAUUUCUCAAUUAGGAUUUCAUGCACAUUUUAAUUUAUGAACGUGAAUUGCAUCAUGCAAGUCAUGUGUGUCCCAAAGUUGGGGUUCAUUGAUCACUUCGUUGUGCUGAAAAUUGUGUGACAAUGGAGGGACCUCAGUGAGUUGGUAGAUGCAAGGGACUGGUUUGGGAUUCAGCAGAGGACUAUAAGUCUCUCUUCUCUCGGGUGGGAAUGGGCUCACAAUGGUGGAUUCUGAGGGGGUGGCUUUUGUGUGAAGAUCUCAUCCUGUGUGAUGUCACUGGCUGGACUGAGGGAGGGAGGGAGUAGGGCUUAGGGUGUCACUGUUGGACCUACUGUGUCUAAAUCAGACCUCUCCUAGAUCCCGCUCUCUCACCACCUCCCAGCCCUGCCGCUCUUCCCUGCCCCCUGAUCGAAGCAGGAUCAAUGGUUAACCUAGUCACUUCGAUCAACAGUCACAUGUAGCUGUUUUAUUUGACAAAUUAUUACAGAAGUUGAAUUCAAAUGUCACUUUUUUUAAACUAGGAAAUAUGGAUUUUGAGAAUAUUUAGGAACUUUACCUAAACAUUUGAUCCUGCUUUGUGACGACAUACCCUCUGGUGGACUCAGUUGGCCCCCAGACUUCUAGUUUUAAAGGUGCACCCCGCAAUGUGACAUAACAUUACACUGCAGGGCAACUUCCUGGUUACACAAUUCAAAUCUACCAAAACUGACACUUAAUAAUCUGUUGCUGUUUUCUUUAAAGCAGAGUGCUGCCCUCACUGUAUGACGAAGUCAGACUGUGGCAUGUACCUUUUAACCCAGGUAGAGUCCCCAGUGUUAACCCUGUGUUCCUGGUUCGGACUACAUCGGUAAUGUUUUGUUUUUGCUGUUUGGUUGCACUCACAUUUUGAUUACAGAAAGCGUCUCUAUAUGAAAUAAAAUACCUGCCAAGGACCAGUGGC
This is a messenger RNA of Oncorhynchus keta (chum salmon), 3480 nucleotides long. RefSeq names its product protein phosphatase 1B-like. Gene Ontology annotation, biological process: positive regulation of canonical NF-kappaB signal transduction; protein dephosphorylation; positive regulation of canonical Wnt signaling pathway. The transcript has 8 exons. The record is from RefSeq and is a predicted model, not a curated record. Gene Ontology annotation, cellular component: nucleus; cytosol. Lineage: Eukaryota; Metazoa; Chordata; Actinopteri; Salmoniformes; Salmonidae. Bases 393 to 1535 code for a protein of 380 amino acids. Gene Ontology annotation, molecular function: protein serine/threonine phosphatase activity; magnesium ion binding; manganese ion binding.